Haliotis rufescens (red abalone) is the source of this 3736-nucleotide messenger RNA. Its product is annotated as DC-STAMP domain-containing protein 2-like. The coding region runs from base 97 to 2685 and encodes 862 amino acids. The record is from RefSeq and is a predicted model, not a curated record. Gene Ontology annotation, cellular component: membrane. The transcript has 2 exons. NCBI's taxonomy places the organism in Eukaryota, Metazoa, Mollusca, Gastropoda, Lepetellida, Haliotidae.
UGAACGUUCACGCUUACGUUUACUGUGUAGCAGUCUUUAGAUGUGUUUUUACGUUAACCUCUUCAAAAUAGAACGCGAAAACUGAAGAGCACGAAAAUGGCGCAGGCGCAGAAGAUUAUACAGGCCUUCAAGGUGAAGGCCGCUCUCGGAAGACUUGCUCGAGCUAAAGAGAAUGCUCUUCGGGAAAUGGCGGGACUUCCACCAAUCCGGCCAUGGUAUGAGGACUGCUACAUCAGCUGCAUGGGCGGACUAAAGCAAAUGUGCUGUAAGGCAUUUUGCCCGUGCUGCAUUAAACCGUCACGUCCAAGGUUAAAAAAAAUCCCAAUAUCAUGCUGUGGGCGGAUGUUCGCUGCAGACACCUACGAAAAUGAAUGUCUGAAGAAUUUCCUCGGUUUCUUCAGCGGCAUCGUGUUGUCCUUUCUGUUGUAUCUACUGAUGGCCCUACAGAUGAAUCUCCCCCUGCUGACCUCCACGAUCAUAUCAUCCAGUCUCGGCUUGGUGCUUAGCCUCGGUCUGGCAUUCUCGGAUACGUUUCGCUGCGUGGUGCUGUUGAUGCUUCCGUCGUUUUGUUCCAGUAAAGGUCGCUCCUUCCUCCUGAUGUACGCCACGAUUCUCAUACUCAACUACCCAGUCACAAACUUCAACCACAACAUCCUUGUAAUGUCCGAGAGCGCCACCUGCGGGCAAAGUUUGGCACAAAAUGAAACUAGACAGCUUAUAGACGAGGCGAUGUCACCUGUCGCCGCUCUCCUAGACGGCAUCAGAGACAUGCUCCGUGCAAUUAGACAAUUUGCUGAGACUAUUCGGCAGGCUUUUCUGGCUCUAAAACGAGCUAUUGAGGAAAUAGGCGAGGCAAUUGGAAGAGUCCUAGACUGGCUUAUAUCUAUUGUCAAUAUCUGCAAUCACAACAUGGGCGCACCCUAUCGCAGGUGUAGGAAGUCAUUUGACGAGGCUAUACAAGACUGUCGAAAUAGACUUGGGGUGUUUAAAUUCAUUUGUGAAAUUGUGGAUUGGGUGGCGCAAUUGUGUCAUAUUGCACGUGCAGGGGAACUGUUUUGUCUUGUGGCGUCUGAGAUCGUGAACCACGUGGGACGAGCUAUCGGGAAGCGCGCAACUAAGAUCCUAGACAGCGUCCACGCUAUGUUCUACUUCAACGUCACGAUCGACUACCACUACAACCUUAGUAUGACACAGUCCAAGAGCUAUGAGGAAGUCAAGGAAGACAUCAUGGUAGAGAUCAAAGCAACGCUGAAAGGUCUCGCUGACCUCAUCAACGCCGCCGACCACGUCAUGACUUUCAUGGUGACAUUUGUAGUUAUCAAGGCAGUAAUGUACAGAUAUAAAUACAUCCACAAGAGCCAUUUCGAUAACGCAUUCAUCACUGCGCAUGUUCAUAAAAUUGACGAUCGUCGUCAGGAGUUAGGAAGGGAAACCAUCUUCCCAUUAAUGCCGGAGGAGAAGAGGAAGUAUGGCCGUGCGUCUUCUCCCAGACUUCUCAGAUCGGAAAAAAUGAAGAUGGCAAGUGGUGUCGCGUUCUGGAUAUUUGCUUCGAGUCACGGCUGCUUCUACCUUAUGUGCGACUACGGUUUGUACUGGGUCCUGUCUCUCAUCAGAACCCACUUCGAGAUCAAGACCAACUCGGCAAUUCCACCCCACACCAAGUUACACGUGCAGGGAGAGGGGGCAAUGGCGGACAUGUACCGAGCCUUGAUAUCCGUCCUUGACCCUGUGUCCGAGGCUAACCUUGAUGUAGACACCACCCACUGUCUGCCAAAUCCAGCGGUGCCUAACUUUGCCAUCUAUGAAACUGUAGCAAUAAUAUACAGCGUGUGUUUCUUCAUGUCAGUGUUUGAGGCCUACGCCAUGCGCCUACGUCACGUGAUUGCCGCGUGCUACCACCCAGGUCGAGAGGAACAGAGGGCAGUGUGGUUGUACAAUCAUAUUCUCAAAACAAGAGGUGGUUUUCUCAAAUUUGCCCGACGGCAGAUACGUCGGAAGUACAUGAAGGACCAGGAUGUGCAAAAGGCCAGCAUCCGGUGCCGUCUGGCGGCUCAGUAUCCGUUAUUUGGGAAGCUUCUGAAGUUUCUUGGAUAUGAGCGAAAGAUUUGUCUGAUGUGUGGUAAGGAAGGGAAGAAAAACGAUGACGAGAAUUUCUUGGACUGCGCCAGUACCGGCUGUGAAGCGGUGUACUGCAUCAACUGCUAUGACGACCUCCAAAACAUGUGCACGGCAUGCAUGAACCCCGUUGAUUACGGCGACCUCAGUGACGUCAGUGAGGAGAGGGAUUCCAGCGAGGAUGAGGAAGAAAUUGAAAGAAAGAAGAAAGAUGCGAAGGAAAGGAAAGAAAGACAAGCGUUAAGGAGGGAAGAAAGACGCGCUAGUCGAACGUUGCUCAGCUUCAAAGAAACACUAAAUGUGCCGUCUUCCGCGCACAUCAGUGACUCCACGGAAAGCUCCAGCUCAGAUGGCAGCAUCAGUUCCAGUUCUGAUGAUGAAGACUACGAUUACCAAUACCGGAAAACAGGAUCAGACAAUGAGCCAUCGGAUUCUGACCAAUCAGAACCGUCGAAAAGGGGAGAUCACUCAAAACAUGACUACGUUUCCACCGAUAUUUUUCAGUCAGACACGGACACAGAUGCUGCUCUGUCUGAUCCUGUGUUUUCGUCAGACGAGGAAAUACACUGACCAACAAUGGACACUAGUAUGCACUUAUUUUGGCUUGCUGGGCGUAUCAGUAUGAAAUUCGCUGUGAUCGCGAAUCUAUGUUGGGAAAAGUAAAACCGGCGCUGUACAUAGCUACGAAUUCGCAUUAACUGAAGAACUGAAAUUAUUCAUAACCCUAGCUUCGAUAACCCACUUGGGGGCAUCCAUAUUCGAACUUAAUCCAAUAGUUUCACACGUUCACGUGACUAUCACACCAUAAAAACGUCGCAAGGCAGUCGUGAGACUUAAUUCUUAUAUUCUUUAAAACAAUUGUUCUCAACAACGGGGGAUCGAUUGACAGCGAAAUCAUGUAAUAUCACCACGAGCGGUUGGUUACCCAAUUACCCUGUCUAGUGUAUCACUAAUUGCUUGUCGUAAGAGGCGACUAACGGGAUCGGGUGGACAGGCUCGCUGACUUGGUUAAUGCAUGUCAUCGUAUCCCAAAUGCGUGGAUCGAUGUUCAUGAUGUCAAUCACUGGAUUGUCUGGUCCAGACUCGAUUAUUUACAGACUGCUGUCAUAAAGCUGGAGUAUUGCUGAGCAUGCUGAUUGCGGCGUUAAACAACAUGAAACUGAACUAAUUUAUUAGGACCCGUGGAAAUCCAGGUUAGAAUAGGUCUUCAGCAACCCAUGCUUGCCUUUAGAGGCGACACUGCUUGUCGUGAGAGGGCACUAGCGGCAUCGGGUGGUCAGGUUCGCUGACGAACCCCAAAUCGAAUCGAAUCCCAAAUGCGCAUGAUGUCAAUCACUUGAUUGUCUGGUCCAGACUACAGACCUCCGUCAUAUAGCUUGAAUAUUGCUGAGCGUGGCAAAGAAAAAAAUUAAUUUAUUAGUCAUAGAGCUUUGAUACGUAAUCAGGGAUGUUCUAUAGUCUACCAGUCAUUUGUGUUCAUACUCGUACUGCAUGGCUAUGGUGCUUGUACAUGUCUCGUUUAUAGCCUGUAUAAAUUAUGGCAAUUAUAAAUCAAACAUUGUACGUUAUUUACUGUUAAAGUGUAUAAAGUUAAAAAAAAUAUUCGAUGUGUUCCCCAAAU